AUGGGGACGUAUCCAUCAGUUUGUGAGCGAUAUUAUGAGCGCAAGUACUUCAACGACCCCUCAAAGCCCGGAUCCGAUCAAACGGUUCUGUUUCACUCAAAUCGGGUUUGUUUGAUAACACUGUCUCACAAUCACCUCAUCAUUAAAGACAACAAAAGCAUUGAAAACAUUGACUUCAAUAUAAACUCUGAUUUGAAUCGUUUGGAUAACAAAGUGUCGGGAAAGUGGAAAAAAGGUGGUCAGAGAGUGAAUCCCGGAUCCAUAUUAUGUCGCAUCCAAUGCGCAGACAACGAGAUAUUUGACAUCAAAGCCUGUAUUAACGGCACAAUCGUUGAAAUGAAUACCAAAUUAAUAGAUGAUUACGAUUUGGUUAAGCGAAAGACAUGGUCUGACGGUUUCAUCGCUAUUGUACUCCCAUUUCGUGGUCAACAGGAGUCCGAAAAGGAGUCCCUUUUGAGUCCACAACAAUACCAAACUCUUAUACAAACUAAUCACUAA
Messenger RNA from Medioppia subpectinata, 498 nucleotides. The record is from the annotation of a GenBank genome assembly. NCBI's taxonomy places the organism in Eukaryota, Metazoa, Arthropoda, Arachnida, Sarcoptiformes, Oppiidae.